Exaiptasia diaphana is the source of this 670-nucleotide messenger RNA. RefSeq lists its product as uncharacterized. The record is from RefSeq and is a predicted model, not a curated record. The transcript has 2 exons. The annotation marks the transcript as partial. Lineage: Eukaryota; Metazoa; Cnidaria; Anthozoa; Actiniaria; Aiptasiidae.
AUGUUCACGUGCCUUGGAUGUUGUACACUUUUCCUCAUCUUGUUUGGUCAAGGGACGUCUGCAAAAUUUGUGUUUUUAAAUCCACCCCAGAACACGACUGCUUCUGUUCCAUUUGGYGAUAAUUUCGUCUUCAAUUGUUCUACUAAUGGUACCAUAGUAACUACAGAAUUAAUUAAGAGGCACUCUGGUCAGUGGGUCUCUCUACCAAGUACCUCUUUGAAAUUGGUAGAGCUUGUAAGGAGUGGCGAUGCUUUUACAAUUUUAGACUUUGGRCUUCCCGAUUCAGGAAACUACAAGUGCCGUGCAACYGACAAGCUAACUGGGCAAAAGAUYGAAUGGGCAGAUCCUGGCAUGUWCCURUUUCCAGAURRUAAAAGACUUCCUGCAAUGUCUGUUGUCCCAGACAACGCAGUGGUUAUACCAAAAGGGAAGAGCGUCAAUUUUGAAUGUACAAGUGCAAGCGCCACAAAGCUCACAUGGUACAAAAUUGUUUCAGACAAGAAGGAUAUUCCUGUCCCAGGUGAUAUGAUUAAAACUGAAGUAACAAUGACGAAAAAGAAAGUUAUCCUUGCAAUGAAGAACGCGCUAGGGGACGACACUGGAAACUACAAAUGUGUGAUGUCUUUCAGAGGCAAGAGGAAGGAGAAGAUGAUCUCUCUGAAAGUUUUCU